UUCAUGAUAUCUUUUCCUUCCCUGGAAAUGAAUCCCUAGUUUUUACCGUCGCUCGCUCCCACACGCCACAAUCACUGUUCAAAUCCAAAACCAUUUGGAUUGAUUGAAUUCCCUCCCGCGACCACAGCUGGGAUUCUGCUCGAUCUUCGCAUUUCUCGUCCGAUUCGUCACCAACAUGUACAGAGAUCGAGGAGGAGGUUCAUCCAGGGGCGGGGAUUUGCUCGAUCGUAAGCGAAUCAACGACGCCGUCGAGAAGUCUUCCUCGCCUUCUACCUCCAGGAACAAGGCUGGCAAGAAUGUCGAUCACCGUGAUAACCGCUCCUUGUCCAAUCUCGAUACUAACAAGAACAAGUGCUCCGAUGAGGAAUCUGAAACAGAUAGUGAAGGGUCUGAUGUCAGUGGUUCUGACGGGGAAGAUACAUCUUGGAUCUCUUGGUUUUGCAACUUGCGUGGAAAUGAGUUCUUUUGUGAAGUUGAUGAUGAAUAUAUUCAAGAUGAUUUUAAUCUCUGUGGGUUGAGCAACCAAGUUCCCUAUUAUGAUUAUGCUCUUGACCUAAUUCUUGACGUGGAAUCAUCUCACGGGGAUAUGUUUACCGAGGAACAGAAUGAAUUGGUUGAGUCAGCUGCUGAAAUGCUUUAUGGCCUCAUUCAUGUGCGAUACAUUCUGACGACGAAGGGAAUGGCUGCAAUGUUGGAAAAGUAUAAAAGUUACGAUUUUGGAAGAUGCCCAAGAGUUUACUGCUGUGGGCAGCCUUGUCUACCAGUUGGACAAUCAGACAUCCCUCGCUCGAGUACUGUAAAGAUAUACUGUCCCAAAUGUGAAGACAUUUACUAUCCUCGAUCCAAGUACCAAGGCAAUAUUGACGGUGCAUAUUUUGGAACCACAUUCCCUCACCUAUUCUUGAUGAGUUACGGACACCUCAAGCCACAGAAGCCAACACAAAACUAUAUCCCGAGAGUAUUUGGCUUCAAGAUGCACAGGCCAACCUAAGAGUCUCGAUGCUCUUAGUUCUUCUUUGAUGGAGCCUAAUGCAUACAAGUCGGGCGUAAGCAAGCCACAGGUAUUUCAUUCUGAUUCAUGCUUGUUAACUGCUUGAUCAAUUGAUGGAGAAGCAGCAAUAUGCAAAUGGUUUUUAUUGGAGAGUAAAUGUAAGAGAAGGAAUUACAAUAUUUUUCUGGUCGGGAAAUGUUCUGUGUUGCAUUCUCAUGCCUAUUCAAAACUAUGGAUUUAUACAUAUAUAUAUAUAUAUAUAUUAUAUGUGAAGCAGAUGUAGUUCUGAUUUAUAAGUAUUAAUUAGUGCUGAUUGCUGAUAUGUUUUAACUUUCUCCUUGCAAAAUUAUAAUUAGCUGUGAGAAAUCUUAUAUUGGGAUCACUUGUAU
Molecule: messenger RNA, 1380 nt
Organism: Andrographis paniculata
Lineage: Eukaryota; Viridiplantae; Streptophyta; Magnoliopsida; Lamiales; Acanthaceae
Product: casein kinase II subunit beta-1-like
Exons: 5
Coding region: 176-991 (271 amino acids)
Cellular component (GO): protein kinase CK2 complex; cytoplasm
Molecular function (GO): protein kinase regulator activity
Source: RefSeq, a predicted model, not a curated record